Somion occarium is the source of this 1793-nucleotide messenger RNA. NCBI's taxonomy places the organism in Eukaryota, Fungi, Basidiomycota, Agaricomycetes, Polyporales, Cerrenaceae. The record is from the annotation of a GenBank genome assembly.
GAUCUAGACAGACUCGAAGCUUGGCUUUCCCCCAAUAGGCCUGCUCACAUUUGUUGAGCUCAAUCCCCACUCAAACACCACUUCUUUCAUUUCUCUUCACCUGCUCUAGGUAUAUUAUAGACACCUACGGGCACAACGACAAAGUCCACUAACUCUCUACUUGUUUCUGCUCAGCAAAUGUUUCGUGCAGGCUCGUCCAAGCUUAGCGCUCCCCUGCGUUUCCGUAGGACACUCGCGACCCAUGUCAUUCAAACACCACCUGUUGUUACCAGAGUGACACGACACGACUGGUCGAAACAAGAGAUUCAGCAGAUUUAUGAAAGCCCUUUGCUUGAGCUCGUCUUCCGGGCUGCAAAUGUACAUAGGCAGCACCAUGAUCCUUCAAAGAUUCAACUGUGCACACUCAUGAAUAUUAAGACUGGAGGAUGUUCCGAGGAUUGCUCGUACUGCUCACAGUCGUCGCGUUAUUCAACUCCGACAAAAGCUUCUCGACUGGUUGACAUCGACCCUGUGCUAGAGGCAGCUCGUAAGGCCAAAGAAAACGGAAGCACGCGAUUUUGCAUGGGUGCGGCCUGGAGGGAUCUCGCCGGUCGUAAGCGAGGCUUUGAGAAGAUCUUGAAGAUGGUCCGAGAAGUUCGUGGAAUGGGUAUGGAGGUUUGCACUACAUUGGGCAUGCUGUCGCCUGAGCAGGCGAGACAACUGAAGGAGGCAGGACUAACCGCUUAUAAUCAUAACUUGGAUACUUCACGGGAAUUCUAUCCUAAGGUCAUUACAACUCGAUCAUAUGACGAUCGAUUAGACACCAUCUCUGCUGUGCGAGAUGCUGGUAUCAGUGUCUGCUCCGGCGGUAUCCUUGGACUUGGUGAAUCGGAUGAGGAUCGCGUGGGACUUAUUUUCGAGGUAUCGAACAUGCCCGAGCAUCCCGAGUCGUUCCCUGUCAAUGCUUUGGUGCCCAUUAAAGGAACACCACUCGAAGAUAAUGAUCCUGUCUCAUACCAGGCCUUGUUGCGCACCGUUGCCACUGCUCGAAUCGUACUCCCGCAGACUAUCAUCCGGCUAGCAGCAGGACGCCAGACGCUGGACGAAUCUAAACAAGCCAUGUGCUUCAUGGCGGGUGCAAAUGCAGUUUUCACUGGCGAGCAAAUGUUGACAACACCCUGCUCGCCUUGGGACGAGGACAAAGCGAUGAUGUCACGAUGGGGACUUGAAGGUAUGCGUAGCUUUGAGCAAGUCAAUGUCGCACGGAAAGAAGGGUCUAGACUAUUGGAUAGCCCGUCUACCCCGGAUGUUGAAGCUGAAGCGGCGCCAAGAUCUUCCGUAUCACAGCAGGCUCUGUGACGAUUUACAUUGACCGUACGACAUUAAACCAAAAAUGUUUGUAUCAUUUAGAGACGAAUCGAAGAGUGUAGCGCUUCUGCUUCUAUGUGUGCGCGGCCGCGGCGGCGAAGUGUCGAAUCGCUCUGGCUUUGACGGACAAAUUGCAUUCAUUCCUUCCAUCUUGAGAAAGGAAGCACAAUACUACUCGCCGUUUGAUGUAUGUCAAUGGCCGGUACCGAAGCAACAAAUUGUUAUAACUUGCUUUCGAGUGCAUCAUAAUUUGAAAGUCCGCAAGACCUGAACACGUUGGCCCAUUUUCUCGUUCCGCUUGUAUUUGACUGGCCAAUUGUCGCAUACGUGCACUUUCUCCGAUCACCGUCGAUGGUCUGGAUUCCAGGGAAGAGCACGUCUUCGACUUUGCCGAUGUACAGCUUCUCGAGGACUUCGUGUGCAUGAAUGUAUCUGACGCUGGUAUG